ACGAAUUCCUCGCUUCCCAUCUCUCAUAGUGAUUGCAUGACACAUUCCCCUCCCCCAUCCCUUUUCAUGGAAUCAAUACAGCAUUUAUUCAAAACCAUUAACUCAGAAUCAAUUUCAUAUAUUUAUCAUCGCCCCACCUCCUUCCACCGCCGGCGCUUUCUGUUCUCUAUGGGAACCUUCAACUCCGGUGCCUGCAACUACAAAGCGAGAACGUUACUACACAACCAGACGCAAUGUUCGCAGACCCACUGGAUCGGCGCCCUGAUCCUCGUCUUCGCCACCCAUUUGUUUACUAGAGUAUUAGACUAUGUUCCAGCUCCGGUGAAUACAAUAGGGUUCAAUCAACUGGGCGGGUCUUCAGAAGGGGGCUUGCAAUUCGAAAGUGGAUUUCCGGCGUGGCCCCAGAGAGGGUAUGGGUCUCACAUAGACAUCAAGAUUUACGUUUACGACGAGAAUGAGAUUGAGGGGUUGAAGCCGUUGAUGUACGGGAAAGAAGGUGUGAUCGACGUCGGUAUUUGCUAUCAAGGCCAGUGGGGCGCUCAGGUUAAAAUACAUAGAUUAUUCCUAAGCUCAAGAUUUCGGACAAGAAAGAAAGAGGAAGCAGAUUUCUUCUUUGUGCCUACAUAUGUUAAAUGUGUUCAUAUGUUGGAAGGCCUUACUGAAGAAGAGAUUAAUCAGACCUUUGUUGAGGUCUUAAGUCAAAUGCCAUAUUUUAGAAGAUCCGGAGGCCGUGACCACAUUUUCGUAUUCCCAAGUGGUAAUGGAGCUCACUUCUUCACCUCCUGGGCAAUAUUCUUGAACCGUUCAAUAUUUCUCACUCCAGAGGGGGAUCGUACUGAUAAUAAGAACUCUAGUGCCUUCAAUACAUGGAAAGACAUCAUCAUUCCUGGCAAUGUUGAUGAUGAGAUGACAAAUCUUGGCUCUCCCCUAGUUGAGCCUCUGCCUUUAUCUAAGAGGAAGUACUUGGCAAAUUACUUGGGUCGAGCGCAAAGACUGGCUGGUCGUCUUCAGUUAAUAGAGCUUGCAAAGCAAUAUCCAGAAAAGUUGGAAGCCCCAGAUUUGAAGCUUGAUCCUCCUCAUAAACUUGAUAAGAUGGAGUAUUUUCAGCACCUGCGCAAUGCCAAAUUCUGCCUUGUUCCUCGCGGAUUGUCUUCCUGGACUCUUCGAUUCUAUGAAUCUUUCUUUGUGGAGUGUGUCCCUGUAAUCAUAUCAGAUCAAAUAGAAUUACCAUUUCAGAAUGUGAUUGAUUACACCCAGAUGACAAUCAAAUGGCCUGCAACUCAGAUAGGUCCCAAACUUCUGGAGUUCCUUGAAUCCUUACCAGAUGAGGUGAUAGAAGAGAUGAUAGCCCGUGGUAGACGAGUGAAGUGUUUGUGGGUGUAUGCUCCAGAGUCAUGGCCAUGUUCGGCGAUGCAUGGAAUCUUGUGGGAACUGCAGAGGAAGGUCAGACGAUUCCACCAGUCAUCGGAGACAUUCUGGCUGCAAAAUGGAAGCAUUGUGAACCGGAAUUUGGAAGAAUUUCGUAACUGGAGACCCCCCAUGCCUCUGCCUUAGAUGACACUAUUGGUGCUCUUGUAUCAUUCCUACUUGGCAAAUUAUCCAUACCAUUCGAACAUUGCCAAUACCCAUUCUAAUUAGUUUUGUUACAAUUACAAACCUCUUCUGUUUAUUCUUUUUUCCUUCUUUUUGUCACGAUUGGUUUAAAUAUAAAUAAAUUCUUGUA
Rubroshorea leprosula is the source of this 1723-nucleotide messenger RNA. NCBI's taxonomy places the organism in Eukaryota, Viridiplantae, Streptophyta, Magnoliopsida, Malvales, Dipterocarpaceae. The record is from the annotation of a GenBank genome assembly.